AUGGGGUAUGAUAUGGGUAUCAUAUCAACUGCAAUGUUAUUUAUUGCUUAUGAUCCUCAUAUGGAACCAGUAUCUAAUUUUUGGAAUGGUGCAAUUGUUGGUGCACCAGCAGGUAGCUGCAACUUUUGGGGAAUAAGUGUAACAUUAGUACCUAGCCUUUUAUUGCUAAAUUAUUUAAAAGUGACGGUUAUGCGAAAUCAUCGUUAUCAAAUUGACGCUAAAGUAUUUUCAGCUGCUGCCACAGUAAGUACUGUAAUUGCGUCUUUAAUUGCUGACAAUUAUGGUCGCAAAUCUGUACUAUUAUUGUCGUGCACAAUGGAAAUUUUUGGUUCCAUCAUUGGUGGAUCGUCUUUUACAAAAACUACGCUUUUGUUUGGCAGAUUGCUACACGGCUUAGCACUGGGCAUGUUUAUCACAAAAUUUUUAAAUUGUUUUUCUUCAGUUAUAGUGCCACUAUAUAUUGGGGAAUGUUCCCCGGCUAAAUAUCGUGGUUUUCUGGUUACACAUUUUCAAUUGAUGAUCACCUUUGGCUUCUUCGUCGCUUCAAUUGCUGGAGGCAUAUUUUCAUAUUGGAAACCUGAACUGAUGGGCUGGAGAUUGAUGGUUGGAUUUACUGCUCUACCAGCUGCAGUUGAGAUCACAUGCCUGAUCAGGCUUCCCGAAAGUCCUAGAUGGCUUUUUGAGCACGGUAAUCAACCAACUGCAAUCGAGUUAUUACAACGUUUGAAUCGCGAUGAUGAAAUUGCAAGCAAUGAAAUCGCUGAAAUGACAAAAGCUUUCGAAAAUGAAAGAAGAGUAAAAGAAUUUAUUGGAGGGAAACAGUGGGUGUUUCUGAGAAUCAUGAAGACCAAAUAUGUCUUUCGCGCUCUGGGAAUCGCGUCACUUAACCACUUCUUUCAACAGUUUACUGGAAUUAAUGUUUUAAUGUAUUAUGCAGUUAUGAUCUUUCAAGGUAUUGGUUUACUGGGGGUUCAUUCAGUUGUUUGGAUGUAUGUGGCAGUAACAGGUGUUAACUUUUUGGCUACAUUUAUUCCGCUUUUUCUGGUUGAACGCAUUGGGCGUCGUGGUCUGCUAUUGUUUUCGGCGCCCAUCUUGGUUUUCACCCUCUGUCUUACAGCAACGUUCUUCUUGGUUAACAACACCAAGUCAACUCCUACACUUCCACUUGAAGCCACAUAUGGUGGUUAUCAACAAUUUACAGACGCAAUGACAGUAAUGUGCAUGAAAAUCAACAACUGUGAUUCAUGCGUUAGCAAAGAAGAAUGUGGAUUUUGCAAGAAAAAGCAUGACGAUUCAUUCGGGUACUGUCUACCAAUGGAUAAAAAUGUGUCGGUAGGCGAAUCUCGGUCAGCCUUUGGUCCAUGCGCAAACGGUUAUAACAGAAGAUUUGGACCGUUACCGUGGAUAUCAAAUGCUGAAUAUUAUCCGUUUUGGGCCAGAGCAACUUGUGCCUCUGUUGCUUCGUUAAUCAACUGGAGCAGCAAUCUAGCGAUUUCGCUAUCUUAUUUGGGUGUUGUUGAAAAAAUUGGAAAAUAUGGGUUGUUUUAUGUAUACUCUGGAACAACGUUAGUUGCUGUAAUAUAUAUGUAUUUCCUGGUGCCAGAAACAAGGGGAAUAAGCUUAGAAAAAGUUGAUACGCUGUUUAUGACAAAUUCCGAAAAACAUCUGAUUAGUUACAUCUACAGCUUGCAUGAAAUUGGCAAUUCUGUGAUGUCUUGGUCAGCCGCUGAUGAUGGUGAUCAAAGGGAUUGA
Messenger RNA from Enterobius vermicularis (human pinworm), 1752 nucleotides. The record is from the annotation of a GenBank genome assembly. Lineage: Eukaryota; Metazoa; Nematoda; Chromadorea; Rhabditida; Oxyuridae.